This is a messenger RNA of Mercurialis annua (annual mercury), 2301 nucleotides long. RefSeq lists its product as uncharacterized. Lineage: Eukaryota; Viridiplantae; Streptophyta; Magnoliopsida; Malpighiales; Euphorbiaceae. Bases 1 to 2301 code for a protein of 766 amino acids. Gene Ontology annotation, molecular function: zinc ion binding; nucleic acid binding. The record is from RefSeq and is a predicted model, not a curated record. The transcript is spliced from 6 exons.
AUGGCUGAUCAGCAUGAGGAAAACAUUCAAGAGGAGAAUGUUCAUGAUGAGGAGUCCGUUCAUAACGAUGCGAUACCCGCAGCAGGUGAAGGUCGUGGUCGUGGACGUGGACGUGGACGUGGUCGAGGUCGUGCUGGCAUAGCAGCCAUGCAAACGAAUCAAGCGGAAGUGCAAAAUAUGCACAGAGAGCAGUUAGAUUAUCAACAGCAGAGAGUUGGUGCUAAUGUUGAUCAUUUCUUAGAGGAAGUAGAAAUGAACGCUAGACGUCUUAAUGCUAGUGAAAGACAGUCUAUACUGAUGGUGGAGAUGUCAGUAAAAGGAUUUGCGAAGGAUUGGUUUCAAAGGCAUAUUCAACCAAGUAUGGGAGAGAUGACUUGGAAUGAAUUUGUCACUCCAUUUAAGAAUUUCUUUCUGCCGUUUUCAGUAAUGGAGAAUUACCGAGAGAAACUGUUGAAUUUGAAUAAGAUAGGAAAGACGGUGCAGGAAGAUAGGGUGAAUUCAAGGUUCAUUAAGGGGCUAGGACCCGAAUAUAUUGGAUUUCUAUCUGAUGUUAGGAAGGAUCUAGUUCAAAUCAUCGAUAGUGCAUUCCAAAUGGAAACUACUUUGAUCCAAUUUGGAAGGAUCACUGUUCCUGGUGAGCAAGUGAGAGAAGGAACGACGAGUUCUAAUACGAAUAGGUUCACUGGACCAUAUCGUAAGGGGCUUAAGAAGAACAGAAGAGAUAGGAGGUUUAGUACCUCUGGAUCAAGUUCUAGUGGACGAAGUUCAGGAGGAACGGUACCACUAUGUCCAACUUGUGGGAAGAAGCAUUUUGGAGCAUGCUAUUGGGCAACUAGAGGAUGUUACACGUGUGGACAACAAGGUCAUUACUCUAGAGAAUGUCCUAUGUCUGGACCACAAGGUUCAAGUGCUAGUGUUGUUCAACCAGUGUUUCAACAACCUAGACCUGUAUAUCCUGCAGUGUCUGGGCAGGCACAGAACCAGAGUGUGUUUAAUGGACACCGUGGAAGAGGAUAUGGUUUUGGUAAUCGUGGUGGAGGAAGGACCACAGGCGGACGAGGAUCUGGAGCAACUGCUAGCGGAGGGCAGGCUAGAGUUUUUGCGAUCAAUCCUCAGGAGGCGAAUGCGUCGAAUGCGGUAGUGCAAGGAAUUCAAACUGUGAUUUUGCAAAACCCAUUGUUAGUAGCUACACCUGUAGGCGAAAGCAUAGACGUUACUGUAAUGUAUCCGUCGUGUCCUGUGUUAAUUGGAGAGCGAGAAUUGCUUGCGGAUUUGUUAUUGCUUAAUGUCUUAAAAUUCGACGUCAUCCUAGGAAUGGAUUGGUUGUCGCAACAUUAUGCGAAUGUGGAUUGUAGAGAGAAGAUAGUGACGUUCCAUGCACCUGGAACUGAACUUAUCUCUAUUCGGGGAGAGAAGUUAGAGACCCCAAAGAGUUUAGUCUCGGCUUUGAAAGCGAGAAAGAUGUUAAGUAAAGGAUGUCAAGGAUUUUUAGCUCUAGUACGAGAUGUUCAGAAGGAAGUGGGAACAGAACUAAAGGAGUUGAAUGAUCAAUUAGAAGAAUUAAUUGAUCGUGGAUUUAUACGACCAAGUGUCUCACCUUGGGGAGCACCUGUGUUGUUUGUAAAGAAGAAGGAUGGAUCUAUGAGACUCUGUAUAGACUACAGACAACUCAAUAAGGUCACAAUCAAGAAUAAGUAUCCUUUACCCAGAAUUGACGAUUUAUUCGAUCAAUUGCAAGGAGCGAGGUACUUUUCGAAGAUUGAUCUGAGGUCUGGUUAUCAUCAGUUGAAGAUCAGAAAUGAUGAUAUUCCAAAGACUGCAUUCAGAACAAGAUACGGUCAUUAUGAAUUUUUGGUGAUGUCAUUUGGAUUGACAAAUGCACCAGCGGCUUUCAUGGAUUUGAUGAAUCGGAUUUUUAAACCGUUUCUAGAUCAAUUCGUGAUAGUGUUCAUAGAUGAUAUCUUGAUUUAUUCGCGCACAGAGGAGGAGCAUGCGCAACACUUAAGGAUAGUGUUACAAACUUUGAGAGAUCAUCAGCUUUAUGCUAAAUUCUCGAAGUGUGAAUUUUGGUUAGAAGAAGUAGCAUUUUUGGGACAUGUAGUAUCUCAGAGUGGGAUUAAGGUGGAUCCUAAAAAGAUUGAAGUUGUGAUGAAUUGGAAAAGGCCAAGUUCAGUAACAGAAAUUCGUAGUUUCUUGGGUUUAGCUGGUUAUUAUAGACGGUUUGUGCAAGACUUUUCUAAGUUGUCUGCACCAUUAACUAAGCUAACUCAGAAGAACGCGAAGUUCAUUUGGAAUGAUUAA